UUUUUUUCUCCAUAGGUACCAUACCACCUGGAAGCCAGGUUGUUGCUAUGGGCAGACAUAAGUUACCAUGACAUGGAGCUGAUUGACCAAAUGCAAUCCGUUCCUGAUCUGGAAAGAAUCCUGUGCAGCCUGUUGUGUGCUGGCCUCCCCGAACCAAAAAAAGAGGUCCUGCUGGAACUAUAUGUGCAAACGGUUUAUUUUUGCAGAGAACAUAACUUAAAUAAGGAGCAAACAUCUACACUUUUGUCCAUCAUCAAGUCCAUCCAUGAAGCCAACACUGAAACUCCGUUCAAUAACUCUAGGGAGUGUCUCAAAUACUGCCAUGAUCUUCUGCUGUGUCACUCAAUCAGGAGACCACCUUUCUGCAUCAACCUGUUCAGCUUCGAGGAGGCGAAUUGUGUUUUAAAAUACAUCCAGGACCACUACAUGAAAGACUACAAACUCUACAAGUACAUAUUCACACCAAAGGUCACACUUGAUCUUUCUCUGAUUUAUUCUGGGACUACAGACAUGGAAUCAUCUUCUAUAAAGGAUUCCUCUGUGCCAGAUAACCGUUUCUCUCCUUCACCUGGACUCAAGCUGGAGGUAAAAUGAUGGCAAAGGUUUGCUCUGCACCAACAAACAUAAAGUUUCUAAAAAAUAAUAAUCCAAGAGCAACAUAGAUAGGUGGAACGUUCCUUUAAGGCAAUUAUUAUGUAACAUAAUAUUGCGGAUCCAGACAUUUGAAGUGAGAAAGCUUCCUGGAGAGGUGGCGAAACAUCUUCAAAUCUUGGAAACCAAGUCCAGUGGAUAUUUUUUGAGCUUUUACGGAAUGACUAUGACCUGGAUGACUGAGAAUCUUCAUCAGCGUAACAGAAUAUUACAGGCGAUGUGAUGAGGAAGAAGAAAAUCAACAAACGUUUGACUGAAAGGAACUCUAGAGAAUAUUUUUGCAGUUUAUUAUUAUGCCUUUAAGGCUAUAUGAAACAAAGCCUUAUAAUGAAUUCAACUUUUAGCCAUUGACGCUUUACUGUAAUUGCUUUGCAAACCUCUGUUUCUACUGGAUGGCUGUUAUUGUUGCAGAAUGCUGGAACAUGUAGGGAGAGAGAUUUUUUACCAAAAGUCUAAGAA
Cyprinodon variegatus (sheepshead minnow) is the source of this 1110-nucleotide messenger RNA. RefSeq names its product coiled-coil domain containing 189 (gene cfap119). The coding region runs from base 73 to 594 and encodes 173 amino acids. The transcript is spliced from 6 exons. NCBI's taxonomy places the organism in Eukaryota, Metazoa, Chordata, Actinopteri, Cyprinodontiformes, Cyprinodontidae. The record is from RefSeq and is a predicted model, not a curated record.